This is a messenger RNA of Strongylocentrotus purpuratus (purple sea urchin), 5405 nucleotides long. It is a transcript of the gene faf2, whose product is annotated as FAS-associated factor 2. NCBI's taxonomy places the organism in Eukaryota, Metazoa, Echinodermata, Echinoidea, Camarodonta, Strongylocentrotidae. Gene Ontology annotation, cellular component: endoplasmic reticulum. The record is from RefSeq and is a predicted model, not a curated record. Gene Ontology annotation, molecular function: ubiquitin binding.
CGUUGACUUGCAAACAUGGCGGAAGACGAAGAGGUUACGCUCACCACUGAGCAGACAGAAAAACUGCUGCAAUUCCAGGAUCUCACUGGGAUUGAAGAUAUGGAGAGAUGUCGCAACAUUUUGGAUCAGCAUGACUGGAAUAUUGAGACUGCUGUCCAAGACACAUUGAAUGUAUCAGAGGGUAAGCCGACAGUCUAUGAUAGGACUACGCAGGCAAGCCAGCCUCCAGUACGCACACCCGAGGUCAAUACAAACCCUAGGGACCAAAGGAUAUUCACAGUAGCGAGGCCCACGUCCUCCUGGUUCCAGUGGAGUUACAUGAUGGUCUUCUUCCCCUUCCGUUUUUUCUAUACCACAGUUUUUGAUAUUGUUCGAUGGACACUAAGGUUGAUUUGGCCUGAUCCCAGGCGUAUUGUUACGGAUCCCCGGGGAGACGUUCUUUCAUUUAUCACGUCGUAUGAAGAGAGAUACGGAGCAGCCCAUCCUGAAUUCUAUAGAGGCAGUUAUAGUGAGGCAUUAAGUGACGCCAAGAGAGACCUCAAGUUUUUAUUAGUAUAUCUCCAUGGUAAUGAUCAUCAAGAUACAGACCAGUUUUGUAGAGACACGUUAGGUAAUGCUGAUGUCAUAGAGUUUAUCAAUGCUAGUCUUAUAUUUUGGGCUGCGUCUGUCAACUCACCGGAAGGAUAUAGAGUAUCAUUAGCACUUCGAGAGAACACCUACCCCUUCCUAGCCCUCAUCGUACUCCGGGACAACAAAAUGACGGUGGUGCUGAGGAUAGAGGGCGCCGUCAGCGGGGAGUCGUUGAUAGAGCGAGUGCAGCGGACGAUGAGUGAGACCGAGGGUUACUUGGUGGCCAUGAGGAUGGGGCGUCAGGAACGGAACCUUAACAAUACCCUGAGGCAGGAGCAGGAUGAAGCCUAUAGGGAAUCCCUUCGGCAGGAUCAAGAGAAGGCCAAAAAGAAGAAAGAAGAGGAAGAGGAGAAGAACAAACAAGAGCAGGCGGAAAGAGAGCAGGAGGAAGAGAAGCAAAACCAGAUUGAGGAGAGAGCGAAUCGUAGGAUAGAGAAAGCAGCCCUCCUUCCUGAUGAACCAGAUGCUAGUAACACCGAUGCCGUUAAGAUCCUCUUCAAACUUCCCAAUGGCAGACGACUUGAACGGAGCUUCCUCAAGACAUGCUCAUUAGAGGUCCUUUAUGAUUAUGUAUAUGUCCAAGAUGAAGUGCCAGACGAGUUCCAGCUCCAGACGAACUACCCUCGCCGUGUACUCCAGUGUUUACCGACCGAGGAAAACGAGACGGUGCCCUCUAUAGGUGAUGCAGGCUUGAGCUCGCGUGAGAUGUUGUACGUUCAGGACAUCAGUGAUUAACAGCUUGUUGUUGCGUUGUAUGCUGAAGUGCGCCCUCGGUGUCAUGAUGGAGAUGGAGAUUGAAAUAUGGACUGAAUUCCAAGCACGAUACGAAGCCUGGGAGCUGUUCGCAUUGGAUAUAUUGAGCAAGAGUUGAAAGCCAGCGAGUUUGCCUGUUUCUAUUUGGCAUUGCAUAGUUCAAAUCGGCUGAACUAUCACUGCGAUGUAAAGCAAGGAGUUUGCAUUGCAGGCUGGGGAGGGAGGUUGCAUGUAUCUAUUGGCAUGGCAUUGUAUCUCAGUGCUAUUUCCCCCACCUUGUAUACACUACUUGUGCAGUACUUGUACGAGCAUUGCAAAGAACAGUUGCAGAGAACAAUUGCAGAGAUUAUUGCAGAGCACCUGAUUUUGGGGGAGAGGACUCCAAUAUAGCUUUCACAAUCGACAAGAAAGUUUUAAAAUAUGUCUGUUGUUGUUAGUGUUUGGGAUAGGAUGGGAUGAAAGUGGGAUAUUGCUGGAGGCAAUGUGAUGUCCAGUAUGAGUGCUUCUGGCUUUAGAUUCUGAAAAGAAUUGGUUCUUAACAAUAUUAAAGGAAUAUGAUGGUCAUGAGAGUGGAUUCAAUACUGUUAUUGAUCGAUUACAUUCAUGCUUUAUUAAGAUGGUUAGGAUGUUGUAGGAGACAUGUGACUGCAAUAAUUGCUCUGAAAUGAUCCACCAUGAUUUAUGUUGAUACUAUGUGAUACUUAAUUUGAAACGAAAAGGAUCAAUAAAACGUGAAAUUCAAAAAAUAAAAAAUGCUCUGUGGUGAAUUCCUAAUUUUGCCAGAGAAAUGAAUUUACUGGUACUUUAAAAUUUGGAUUGCCUUUCAAAGACCCCCCCCCCCCCUCCCAUUCCUCCUGAAAUGCUGUCUUGCCUUUAUAUAUCCGAUAAGCAGCAAUUAUUAUGUCAAUGUUUGUUCUAAGUUUGUUCUCAUGCUUGCACUUCAUAAGGCCUUCAGAUUAUAUUGUGAUAACAAAAGCCAGAACACUUGGGGAAGCUCUUCAAAAGACAGUAAACUGGCGCAAGUUUCUCAAUGACAAAUUACAAAAAUCAGUGACAAAUCUGCUGAUAACCAAUCAGAAGCAAGGAUUUAAGUAGCUUAUAACAACAAUUGUUAUUUGUCACUAAUGACACAUUUUGUGAAAUGCCCCCCAGUACAGUAAUAUAUUUGCUUUUUCCCUCUGAUUUGAGCUUAGAGUACAUUAGAGCCUCCUAUGCACAUGGGACAGCAAAACUCGCUAAAAAAAAAAAAUCUGUUGUUAGAAAAUAAAAUGGUGUAGGCAAAGUGUGCUUCAAAUAUUUACCUUAUAAUACAGGGAUAUGUAAGUUUGUUUAUGGGCCUUGGAUGCACGCAUCUACUGUUUUUGUUUCAUUUUUUUCAUCCCGUUUGCCGUCCAUAUUCCUGCUAAAUGUUCAAUUAUUUUAUUGUGCCAAAAUCAAUAGUAUCUCGUCCAAUCGAUUGUAACUUUACAAUAGAUAGUGAGUCAUGUUGAUUUUAUGUCACUGAUGUACACAAAGAGUAGGAAUUGAUUUCAUCUCCCCAAUAAUCAGUCAAUCAUGACUUUACAAUACAUACAUGUGUAGUGGCUUUACAUAUAUGUAAAUGAGGCAUUAUCUCUCUCCUACUAAUUGACAUGAAUCUGACAUUGAUUUUAUGGUACAUAAUGCAUUUUUGCAUAUUUCAAUUGAUUGCAGGUCAGUCUAAUAUGUUACAGGGCCAACAAUACUUCAUUAACUUAUUAUAGGAAAUCAACAUUUGUAUAAUGAGGCAUUAUCUUUUUUUCAACUUACUGAUAUGAAUCUUUCCUGGGCACUUUGCAUAAAAUUGACCAUUGAUAGUAACUAUGCAAUUAAUGGUAAAUUCCAUGGUAACCAUGAUUCAAUUGGCUGUUGAAUGAUGUUGCCAUGGUAAUUACCAUUGAUAGCAAAGUGGUGCACCAGUCACACGGCCGAACCAACUACACACCGGCCCCAAACCGCCAAAUUUGUUGGCAAUAGGGAGUCAUGUAAAUGCUUGUCUGAUUUGUAGUUGGUCUGGAGUCUGUCUGGAGUUGGUGUUGUUGGUGCGACUGAUGUAUUACCACCAAUGAUAAGUUGUAUGCAACAUGGCCCAGAAGUUGGUGUGCUCUCAUGUUCUCUGUAUUCCUUUUCAGCUGCUCAAGGUAUUUUCUUGAGCAUUUUUUUUCAAUCCAUCUUCUGUAUUGUUUACCCAUCGAGAUGCACAAAAAAAAAAUAUUGUUCAAAAGCACUGCUUAACUCUCAUUUAAAGGGAUAGUUGAGUUCUUGUUUAAGACCCCAAAUGCCUUCAAAGUGCAUGGUUAUUGCACUUAUUCUUAUUUAUGACAUUUCUAAUGCCCUUUUAGCACCUAAGAUUGCUAUGAAGGUAAUUUUAGAUCCCAAAAUUUGUGAAAUUUAGAUUAAAAAUACGAUCAUACCGAUUCAGCUCCACUUUAAAAACAUAUGGUGACCGUUAAUUAAUUAAUAAUAAUGCAUGGGCCUGGUUGUGCGUAUUAUGACCUACACGAAAAAGCCAACGAAAAGCCAACAUUGGCAUUGGCUGGAAUAAAACGUAUAAAGGGCCAUCUCGUUUUUUUAACGGCUGGUUCAAAAUUAUUGAAUAUUUGUGGGGCCCUACGAAUAUUAAAAAUGGUUAUAUUUAUGGAUAUUUCAGCCGUCUCUGCACCGAUUUUGAUCAAACAAAGACGAUUUUGUCAUUUGAAUUGUAUGUUCUUUCAAAUUUGACACUCAUCUUUUCACUAUUUCACAAACAAUUAUUUUGUGUAGCGCCCUCUGCAACAAAACUCAACUAUCCCUUUAAUGUUUAACUGGUUUUGUCAAGCAUCAUAUUCCUUACUAAGUAUGUAACUUGUGAGACUUUCUUUGUAUUUUUAUUAGUGUCUGCAGUAGCAAAUUUCUCUGUUAUAUUCAUUUGGUGUGUGUUGUAUGUGAACAAAAAUGAUAGGAAUAAAUGUAAUUGAUUAAGAAUUUAAAAACAUUAUUAAGAGUUAAACGUAAAAUGAGAGCACUUUGCAUCUCGAUCAGGAUAGCAACAGAUUUAGAAGUAAAAAAAUACACCGUAUUUCAAUUCUUAACAUAAUGAAAUUUAAUCGAAGUUACAAAAUGUUGAAGAUGAUAACAAAAACCGUUGAAGUUACGACUUUGAGCAGCAAAUCAAGGCUUGUAUUGUGUUCUUCCCUGCAAAUUGUAUGUGCCUCUUAUUACAUUUUAUUUAAUGAACAAAAUGUUAUAUGAAACACUUUUAACUAGUGCUAAAUUUACUUAAGUAUUUCCAAUUUACAAGUGCAACAUUUCAUUCAGACCUCCAAUCCUCUUUUUAAGGUCUAUCUUAAUUAUUUGUGAUGAAGAAUAAUUUAUUAAAUCUAUAAUUUAUGCAGAUAAGAUACAAAUUCAUAUUUAAUGAUGUUACCUAUAAAAUGAAAUACUAAUCAAUGUGUAGGUUUCAUAGAAUAUAUUUGACAAUCUUAGUAUUAUUUCGGUACUAAAGUUUCUCAUAUUCUAUCAAUUUAUUAUAUACAUGCAUUUCAUUUGUUUUGUUUUGUAUACAUAUGUUUCUUUGUUUUGUAUGAUUUUCUUUUUUCUUCGAAAGAUUGUAUUUGAUGAUUUAGAUUGAUUUCGUAGUGCAAACAAAACUGGAAUGGGCCCAAAAGACAGAGGUAUAUUGUAUGGGGAUAAUAAAUAAUAUCAGCAUUUGUUUAAAAAGAUCAGAUUGCAAAUUUGUGAGUUUUGUCCCACUUUUUAGUGGAUGUGUUAUUUCAAAAUGCAAUGUGACCUUAUAAUAGAUGGCCCUCUUAUUUUACUGAGUUAAUACACGUACAAAUAUUGUUAACAUUUGUAGGAGAGUUUACAAAAGCUAAUGAAAACAUGUUUUGCAAUAUGUGGUGAUCAUGGGGAGUUGAGGAUUUUAUGCAAAGGGUGGGGGUCAAAUUAUCCCUCCCCAACCCCCCUACUCAUCAGUCAGAAAGCAUUUAAAGGUGAACUAAUAAAUUAAUCAUUUAAAACAGUAA